AUGCCCCAGCAACACAGGCCUCGGGCUGUCUCUGACAAGUGUUCACAGGAAGUGUGGACGCCUCCGCGCGAGGGACGAGGAGCUACGGGCCUGGGCCCGGCUAUCGCAAUGGGCAGCGGCUGCCGCAUCGAAUGCAUAUUCUUCAGCGAGUUCCACCCCACGUUGGGACCCAAGAUCACCUAUCAGGUCCCUGAAGACUUCAUCUCCCGAGAGCUCUUUGACACAGUCCAAGUGUACAUCAUCACCAAGCCAGAGCUGCAGAACAAGCUUAUCACUGUCACAGCCAUGGAAAAGAAGCUGAUCGGCUGUCCUGUGUGCAUCGAACACAAGAAGUACAGCCGAAAUGCCCUCCUCUUCAACCUGGGCUUCGUGUGUGAUGCCCAGGCCAAGACCUGUGCCCUCGAGCCCAUCGUUAAAAAGCUGGCUGGCUAUCUGACCACACUAGAGCUAGAGAGCAGCUUCGUGUCCAUGGAAGAGAGCAAGCAGAAGUUGGUGCCCAUCAUGACCAUCUUGCUGGAGGAGCUAAAUGCCUCGGGCCGGUGCACUCUGCCCAUUGGUAUGGCCAGCCUCUGCAAGGACAGCAAAGGGGUGGAGGAGAGAUGGGAAAAUGAGUCUAACACCAUCCACUUGAAGGUGAUUGAGCAGCGGCCAGACCCUCCAGUGGCCCAGGAGUAUGACGUACCUGUCUUUACCAAAGACAAGGAGGAAUUCUUCAACUCGCAGUGGGACCUCACUACACAACAGAUCCUGCCCUACAUUGAUGGGUUCCGCCAUGUCCAGAAGAUUUCAGCAGAGGCAGAUGUGGAGCUCAACCUGGUGCGCAUUGCUAUCCAGAACCUGCUGUACUAUGGCGUUGUAACACUGGUGUCCAUCCUCCAGUACUCCAAUGUGUACUGCCCGACGCCUAAGGUCCAGGACCUGGUAGAUGACAAGUCCCUGCAGGAGGCAUGUCUAUCCUAUGUAACCAAGCAAGGGCACAAGAGGGCCAGUCUCCGGGAUGUGUUCCAGCUAUACUGCAGCCUGAGCCCUGGCACUACUGUGCGAGACCUCAUUGGCCGCCACCCCCAGCAGCUGCAGCAUGUUGAUGAACGGAAGCUGAUCCAGUUCGGGCUUAUGAAGAACCUCAUCAGGCGACUACAGAAGUAUCCUGUACGGGUGUCUCGGGAAGAGCAGAGCCACCCUGCCCGGCUUUAUACAGGCUGCCACAGCUAUGAUGAGAUUUGCUGCAAGACAGGCAUGAGCUACCAUGAGCUGGAUGAGCGGCUCGAAAAUGACCCCAACAUCAUCAUCUGCUGGAAGUGAGGCUGGUGGUGGCUGGAUGCACACAUUGCUGUGGGUAGUCCCUCCUGCCAGUAGGCUUGUCAUACUGUCUAGAGAUUGACUGUUAGUUCUGUAAAUAAAGUCAUCCAUUUCAAACUA
Molecule: messenger RNA, 1419 nt
Organism: Callithrix jacchus (white-tufted-ear marmoset)
Lineage: Eukaryota; Metazoa; Chordata; Mammalia; Primates; Cebidae
Gene: NPRL2
Product: NPR2 like, GATOR1 complex subunit
Biological process (GO): positive regulation of autophagy; negative regulation of TORC1 signaling; cellular response to amino acid starvation
Cellular component (GO): vacuolar membrane; GATOR1 complex
Molecular function (GO): GTPase activator activity
Source: RefSeq, a predicted model, not a curated record